UGGGAGGAGCCCCAUGAAUAAAUAUAUGAGUGACAGAACAGAACUGGGACACUACAGACAGCAGGAAAACCAGAGCCAGGAGAGAGCAGAUACACCUUAAAAACAAGAUGGUUCUGGUAUUGGUGUUACUCAUGGCAGCGCUUGUAGCUGCAGAUGAUCCAAUGACUGAUCUCUUAAGCCAGGUAGAGUCUGAUAGUGCCUCUCCCUCAGUAGUGCACUGUGACGCCAUCACUGCAUGCCCUGAUUUAACAACAUGCUGUCGGAGUCCUUAUGGGCUGUGGUUCUGCUGUCCAUACAUGAUGGGUCAGUGCUGCAGGGAUGGAGUUCAUUGCUGUCGGCAUGGUUAUACCUGUGAUUCUACAUCAACCCGUUGUUUGAGGGGCUGGCUGAGACUGCCAUCGACUUCUCCACAGCUGGCCUCCAAAGCAAUUCAGAAAACUCAGUCUGUGCUCUUGGACCAGGAUCUUGAAUGGAAGAACCAGGCUGAGGUUGUACAUUGUGAUGGAGAUGUCUACUGCCCAGCUGAAAAGUUGUGCUGCAAGACAAGAACAGACCAGUGGGGGUGCUGCAGCGGUAAACCAGACUGGCCAAUGUUGUAAGGAGAGUAAACAACACCGUGAUUUGGGUUCACUUUUUAUCAAAGAUUUUAUCAAAGAAGUGCAUGAGCCUUUCAAGCUUUGCCAUUGCCCUACAUGCCAAAUAUCCAAAUGUUCUGGGGGUUUUUAGCUAAAAAAAAAUGUGAAGGAGCUAAGUUCAACUUGUAUUUCCAAAUCAUUUAAUAAACACUUGUUUGUCUUUG
Molecule: messenger RNA, 799 nt
Organism: Myxocyprinus asiaticus (Chinese sucker)
Lineage: Eukaryota; Metazoa; Chordata; Actinopteri; Cypriniformes; Catostomidae
Product: progranulin-like
Exons: 5
Coding region: 108-599 (163 amino acids)
Cellular component (GO): extracellular region
Source: RefSeq, a predicted model, not a curated record